AGUUUCCCCAGGCUGCCUCAGAGUGGAUGGAAUAAGAAGCAGUGCGUGUAUCAGCAGAUGCCCAUUUUAACGUUAUUUCACUCCGUGCGCUCAAUUUCGCAUGUUAAAAGCCCCGAUUUCCCCAGCGCCAGAACAGCUGUCCGACUCGCACUUCAUUCAUAGGAGUCCUGCUCGUGGGAUAAUAAGAAAAACGCUUGCUAGGGAUUAAAGAGGGUCAUCCAGUCACACUCAGUCCUGUGUGGUCAGAGCCAUUUAAGGAGGCAUCCUGUGGAUUGCAUCCAGUCUUCCACUUUGGAGCGGCAAGGCUGCCUGCCAGUUUCAACUCUGCAGUGUCCACACCAAGGGCUGGGCAUUUCACUCCUCUAACCAACCUUGGUGAGACAUGUUGAGGCUGUAGUAGGCCUUUUGUAGGACAUAGCAUUGAUCUUGAGCCUCUGAUCCUCUCUUCAGUCAUGCAUCUGGAGGUAAAGGUUGCAUUGAACUUCAUAGUGUCCUACUUGUACAACAAGCUCCCACGACGACGGGCAGACCUGUUUGGGGAGGAGCUGGAGCGCAUCCUGGUGUCACGUUUUGAAGGGCACUGGUACCCUGAGGCACCUCUCCGUGGUUCAGCUUUCCGAUGCCUGCACCUAGGAGCCCCUAGGGACCCUAUAGUGGAUCUGGCAGCAAGAAGAAGCGGGUUAGACACAGAAGAAGUCCGUGCCAAUGUCCCUCCAGAGCUGAGCAUUUGGAUUGACCCUUAUGAAGUGUCCUAUCAGAUUGGAGAGAAAGGUGCUGUUAAGGUGCUCUACAUGGAGGAUCCUCCAGGGUUGGGAGGUGAGGGUGAAAUAUCAGAGGGUAUUGGAGCCAUGGCUAAAGGAGAUCUGGAGCUGGAGGAAGGGAAGAAUUUGGGCUUCAACCCUGAAGCUCAGGUGUUUGUGCCCAUUGGUGGCCAGGUGUCUCCAGUCAUGCUGGCUUCUCUCUCUAGUUCACCCACUCCACUCUGCCAGGGUCUGUUCAGCUACGCAGGCCCAAGUACACCAACCAAUCCUAAUGCUCACUCUAACGCUUCCUCCCCUUCUCCACCCAGCACAGGGCUGCCAUACCCUCAUCCAGCUGCCACACCCAGCUCCCGCCCAGCUCCCCAGCAAAUCACCUUCACCACGGCCAGCUUUGCUGCCACCAAGUUCGGGUCCACCAAGAUGAAAAAGUGUGGGGGGUCUGGGGUGGUGGGUGGACCUGGCAGUGUUGGUGUUCCUCAGCAGCGAAUGCUGAGCCACUCUCCCACUACCAUAUCUCCCCCAGGGCUGGUGAAGCACAAGCCCAUUUCCCUCUCAAUGCACUCCCUGGCUGGCCAGGUUUCAAGCCAGCUUUCCCCAAAUGCCAAAGAGUUUGUCUACCCCACUGCCCAGGGGUCCCUCUACUUUGACACUGAAGCGCCACCCUUGACCCACACUGGCCCAUUCCAAGCACCACCCCCACAUCCUGCCCACCCUCAUGCAUCCUUUGACCCAUUCUCCAGCCCACCUCCAGGCCAAGCUGUGGGUGUCAUUGGCAGCAGCAGUGGGAUUUCCUUCAUGGAGAAGCCACCAUUUGUGGAGGGUCUUGGUGGGUACAACCUGCAGUAUUCCAGCCAAGCCUUCCAGCCUGUAGUGUUGGCCAACUGAGUUGAAGCUAUGGAGUGUUAGAGAUACUAAUACAGAAACACUUUUGAAAACUCUUUUUUCACCAGUUGUUACUAAUACAAAAAAUGUAAGUUAUGACUACUAGGACCACAAUUACCAGUGAUCCCCCCCCCUCCAUUGUUUUCAAGGGUAUUUCUUUUGUCCUUAUUCAACUUUCUCCUAUGCCUGGAGAGUAACCAGCCUCCUACUGCACAGAUGUUUUGAUGUUUUGCAUUGAAUGUUAUGAGGAAAAGGUCAUUUUAGUCAGGUGUUCUUCACCCACAUAUAGUUCUCUCUGGUAGAGCAGUGUGGGCACUCUAGCAUAGCCCCAUGCAAAGAUUUGGCUCUAGAAUGAUGCAUGCUGUUCAUCGUUCUGGUUUGGUUGAAACCAAAGGCUAGGAUCUUGCCAUGUGGUCUAGUAAUGCCAUGUCACAGUUGGAUUUUUUUUUUUUUUUUUUUUUUUUUUUGUGCCAACACAAGUGUCUUACAAUCCUCCUUAUACCCCUGUCUCUCCACUCCCUGUGGCUUGUGUUGUUGGUCAGGGCUGUGAAUGCACACAGAACACCUGAUGUCUGAAUUUAGUGGAGUUUUCUCAUGGGACUGUAUGCUUUUAUAAGCUAAAUAUCGUUGUAGAGGAGUCAAAAGGUGGUAAUGCUUUAAAGACUGAAUCUGUUCAGGAAGACUGUGUUUUCAUAUUCCGAAAGCCAUAAACAUGGUUUGAAGCAGGAGGAAGGCAAUGAUGUUGACUGUUAAUCAGGCUAAUCUUUGUCUCUUGCACUUGUGCGCACAGUGUUGGUCAGCAGUGCAUGAAGGUGAGAGGGCGGUACUGGGGUGGAUGGAAUGCAGUAUAGCAGAAGGGUUUGUGAUAAAUGGCUUAGCGUGGCUUUGGGGAGGAGAAGGAGCGAGGACAAAAGGGAUGUGUGCGUGUUUUGUGAAAGAAUAUGGGCAGCUAUAACCUUGGCAUUAUCAAACUGGCAGUAGCUCAAAUGGGAGUUGCAAAAUGUGACAUGAGCUGAGCUCGUCAUCCUGUCCUUUACAGUUCCAUUUGUAAUUGCUAGUCAGCCAUAAUAUGGAAUUGGGGGUAAACAUUGGCUUGCAACGGGGACUAUGAAUGUGAUUAAUCAUUAAGUGAUUGGUUAUCCGUUGCAUUUGAAUAAGCAGAACAGCCAUAUUCUAGUCAUGAAGGGCCAAGCAUGCUACAGUUUUCCAGGUAAUUUUUCAACAAUCCCAAACAUUCCUUUGGAUCCCAGGUAGUGUUCUGUUGGGCCAGUUUAUGACCCCUCAUUCAUUCAUUCAGCACUUUACCUGUUGAGUUUCUCAAUCAGAGAGGGCUAUUUCUGUCCUGUCUGAUCUUUUAAUAGCCAACAUUACCAAGUGCAGUAAUUUGAUAAAUCAGAAGAUUGGGAGUGAAAACUGCCACACCCAAGCUGAAUGUCACAUGCCAUCUCUAAAUCUGUAACUACAAACUCCACAGCAGAAAUGCUUGGACCCCUUCACAUUGCAACGUGAAAGUCAAUUUAAUUUAGUGAUCCGAUUGUUCAUUUUGGGUGGGGUCACAAUUUGUCAUCAUUCUGACCGAGGUGAAACGGUGUAUUUUUACAUUUGUUUGUAAUUUAUUUAGAUUUUUCUAUAUUUUUCCCUGUUUUUUCAAGAGUUCUCUAUGGCAUUUGUAAAAGAUAUACUAUGACAUGUAUAUAUUUCUUAUGUUAAGAUAUCCUUUAUUUAGUUUCUUAUGUGCUGAGGUUAUUUUUUCAGAAAUAACUAUAAAUGAAUAUAUAUGCAAGUUGAAACAAAUAAAAUGUGUUUAACAAAGUAUUGAAUGUGUAUUUUACCUUGUACAGACAUUGUGAACUGAAGACGGGUAAAUGUGGGGAGUUCAUGAUUUUCUUUUGAGCAUCCUUUAGGUAGGAUUUGAAUGUUGACAGUUGGCUGGAUUAAGAGGGAGUUUAUGACCACUUGUCUGUGCACCCUGAGGGCCGUCUGAAUUCUUGAACAGCCUGAGUAUGCUUAAUAUUAAAGCAAUCUUCAUAAUGGUCUACUUUAAUUAUCAGAAUUUUGGCUUUUUUAUGGAGCACAGCAUGAAGAUCUUUUGGGCAUUUGCCUGGUCAUUGCAGUAAAGCCUUCUAAAUGUUGAGCAGAAGCCUCAUUUCUGGUUAGCUUGUUCAGGUACUGGCUGGUUGAGCAUCACUGUGGCCUGCCGUGAAACCUUUUUAAAGAGCUUCCUUUCCAUAGACAGAAACCAUAUUUUGAGAAAUUGGCUCACCACUGACUAAUUGAAAUCUAAAUGGAUGGAAUUUCUCUCAGCAACUGAUCAUAAAUUUCAAUAGAAAGUGGAAUUUGCAAACUGCAAUACAUUAAUGCAUUUGGCAAACUCAGAGGGGUAGGCCAAUGUAGAGUUAGAAGUCUUGCCCAAGGACUCUUAUUGGAGAUGAACUAAUUCUAGUCAGAUUUGAAGGGCAAUGAAGCCUAAGCUAACAAAUGAAAUAUCAAAGCGGGGUUAAAUGGCCACCUUUUGUCUGUAUACGGCAAAAACCUGAGAUCAGCACUGCGGAUUAGAGGAGAAAGCUACUGGAGGUGUUCACUUGGGUCCUGUAAAGUGAGGUCAAUCAGUACUGCAGUCCUUUGGGUAUGAACAUUUCUGUGCUCAUACAAGCCUCUUUUCUUUCACCUUUAAAAAAAAAAAAAACCGCCCUUUUUUUUGCAUUGUAUGAAUUUCCUCAUGAAUGGACCAACAGUAGAGGUCCGAAUUUGCUUACAAUAAAAUGUUGGUGACCUAAAGAGCAUUUCCCCCUUCUUCCUUUAUGAACUUACCAUUUAGAGAUAUGGAGGAGUCUUAACAGUACAUAGUAAGAGAUUUAACUUUGCAGGGCUGGCAUUUCACCUCACAUUUCCACCCGACAGCUUGCACUACCUGUAGACCAGGUGUGUGCCUUCUGUAGGUGAAAAUGGGCUGUUUGCAUACAUGUUACUUUUUUCUCUGUAAUGAUAGGAUGAAGGUUUUUGGAGUGAUGUGUGAUGGAAUCCCGAGAAGAGAUUAACCGGACGUGCUGUGAAUGUUCUGCUCUGUGUCUGUCGAUCAUGGUCUGGGCGGUGUGUGGCCUCAAUAGACGUCUGCUGAUCUGUAUUGAGAUUUGAAUAUUUUCUUUUUCUUUCUUUCUACGCAAAUGGAGGAAGAUGAUGGUCUUAGUGGCUUAAUCCUUAGUGGGAACAAUAACAGAGUUGCAUGCUGCGUCAGUUUCUAAGACCAAGGCUGGCUGAUGCAAUGUUAUUAUUGCAAUAAAUUACAGUAUGCUUUUUCUGAGCUUAAUACAGGUAUCAAGUUCUAGAACACUAUUCUCCAUCCACAAGAAACAUGUAGACCAAAUGCAGGGAAGAAUUCAAAGAGAAAUUCAGUGUUAAAGGAAAACUGCCUAGCAACAAGCAGCCGAUUGGAUGUUAGCCCAUUAGCUGUUAGCUUAUUUUUUAAGAAACAUAUUUUUCCUGCUGUUCUGUUACAUUAUGAAUAAAACAUUAAGUCUUUUGUACUCGUAGGACAGUUUUUCAUCAUAUUCAGCACUGCUGCUUUGCUGGAGCGUUGUCUGUUCCAACUUGUUAGCAAACCUCAGCAGACUAGCCUAAAUACUGUGAUGCAUGUUGUGUUGUGAAGAUGUUUUAGUUUGGCAAUACUGCAUUUUUUUGCCGUAUCGCUCAGCCCUACUUGGGACAUUGACUAAAAUAUACAGAUGAUGACUGAGGUGUAUUCAGAGAUCCUCAGCGCUGAAUUAGCUUCGUUUUGUAGUUCCUGGUGACUGCUGUUAGGAUGGAAAGUUCUGGAGUUCACCCUAAAUCAGCACUUUGUGGUUGCAGGCUCAGUAAAAGGAAACUCCUCCAUUUAUAAAAAAAAAAAAAAAAAAAGUCUGCAUAAUUAAAUGGUUAAUGCAUCGUCAAAACCAUUUAGAGUGGUUU
This is a messenger RNA of Pygocentrus nattereri (red-bellied piranha), 5588 nucleotides long. Its product is annotated as protein Tob2. Gene Ontology annotation, biological process: regulation of gene expression. The record is from RefSeq and is a predicted model, not a curated record. NCBI's taxonomy places the organism in Eukaryota, Metazoa, Chordata, Actinopteri, Characiformes, Serrasalmidae. Gene Ontology annotation, cellular component: cytoplasm; nucleus. Bases 453 to 1646 code for a protein of 397 amino acids. Gene Ontology annotation, molecular function: transcription corepressor activity. The transcript has 2 exons.